GAUGCUCUGUGCCGCUGUCCCCACGUGUGUCGGGGAGGAAGAAACGGGGAAGUUGGCGGGAUGUCGGUGGCUGCCAGCAACCUGCCCAUGCGGCUGCUCCGCAGGAAGAUCCACAAGCGCAACCUGAAGCUGCGGGAGCGCAACCUGAAGCUGCGGGCGGCCGGAGGGGCGGUGCCUCCGGCAGGCGAGGCGCCUUCGCAGAGCUCCCCGGAGGAGGCAGAGGAGGAGGUGGCGGCCCCUGAGGUAGAGGCGGCGGAGGGCGAGGAGGCUGCCGGCUCCCAGGGCGGGGAGGAGGAGAAAAAGAAGAAAAAGAAGAAAAAAAAGAGGAAAGCGGCGGCUAACGCGGAAAAUGAUACAGGAACUAAAAAAGCAAAAACUGAAGAAGAUGAAUCUGUGGAGGUAGAAGGUGAAGAAAAGCAAGGUUCUGGAGAGAAAGAAGGGGAGGAGGAGGAGGAGGAUGAAGUGCCCAAUUUACCACUGGGUGUAACAGGUGCUUUUGAAGACAAUUCUUUUACUUCCCUGGCUGGUCUUGUCAGUGAGAAUACACUGAAAGGCAUAAAUGACAUGGGUUUUACACACAUGACUGAAAUUCAGCAUAAAAGUAUUAAGCCACUUCUGGAAGGCAGGGAUAUUUUAGCAGCUGCAAAAACAGGCAGUGGCAAAACCCUUGCAUUUCUUAUUCCUGCCAUAGAGCUCAUCUACAAGUUAAAAUUCAUGCCUAGAAAUGGAACUGGUGUUAUUAUUCUUUCUCCUACUCGAGAACUCGCUAUGCAGACCUAUGGAGUUCUUAAAGAACUUAUGAAUCAUCACGUUCACACCUACGGCCUGAUAAUGGGGGGCAGUAACAGAUCAGCAGAAGCCCAGAAACUUGGAAAUGGAAUCAACAUUAUUGUAGCCACACCAGGGAGACUGCUGGAUCAUAUGCAGAACACUCCAGGUUUCAUGUAUAAGAACUUGCAGUGCUUGGUAAUUGAUGAGGCAGAUCGUAUCUUGGAGGUUGGAUUUGAAGAAGAAAUGAAACAGAUCAUAAAACUUCUACCAAAGCGCAGACAGACAAUGCUUUUUUCUGCUACACAAACCAGAAAGGUUGAGGAUCUGGCAAAGAUCUCUCUGAAGAAAGAGCCACUGUAUGUUGGGGUUGAUGAUAACAAGGAGACAGCAACAGUAGAUGGUCUUGAACAGGGAUACGUAGUGUGUCCAUCUGAAAAAAGAUUCCUUUUGCUCUUCACAUUCCUCAAGAAGAACCGAAAGAAGAAAUUAAUGGUAUUUUUUUCUUCGUGUAUGUCAGUAAAGUACCAUUAUGAGUUACUCAACUACAUUGACCUGCCUGUUUUGGCCAUUCAUGGCAAGCAGAAACAAACCAAACGUACUACAACAUUUUUCCAGUUCUGCAAUGCAGAAUCUGGGAUACUGUUGUGUACUGAUGUAGCUGCCAGAGGACUGGAUAUUCCUGAAGUUGACUGGAUUGUCCAGUAUGACCCUCCUGAUGACCCAAAAGAAUAUAUUCAUCGUGUUGGUAGGACUGCCAGAGGCAUAAAUGGUAGAGGACAUGCUCUGCUCAUCCUGCGACCAGAAGAACUGGGCUUCCUUCGUUACCUAAAACAGGCCAGGGUACCACUAAGUGAAUUUGAAUUUUCCUGGUCAAAAAUUUCAGACAUCCAGUCUCAGCUGGAGAAACUGAUUGAGAAGAACUACUUCCUUCACAAGUCAGCCCAGGAAGCAUACAAAGCUUACAUUAGAGCUUAUGACUCCCAUUCUCUGAAGCAGAUCUAUGAUGUCAAUAACUUGGAUCUUCCCAAAGUCAGCCUUUCAUUUGGUUUUAAAAUUCCUCCAUUUGUUGACCUCAAUGUGAACAGCAACCAUGGCAGAAGACUACAGAAAAGAGGUGGAGGUGGAGGAUUUGGUUACCAGAAACCAAAGAAUGUUCACAAAGCUAAAAUCUUCAAGCACAUUAGCAAGAAAUCAGACCAUCGGCAGUUUUCUCGUUAAUUGGACAUUCAUUAAAAUGGCUUCUGGACUACCAAAACCAUUUCAUAGUUACUUCCAAUUUAAAUGGCUCUAUUCAUAUUUUUAGAGGUCUUCAUGGUUCUGUCUCUGGGAACAUCUUUUAUCUUUCAGUUUGGAAAGGAGACUUAGAGAAAGGGAAUAUACAGCCUGCUAAUGUUGCCACACUUACAAGGAGAAGAUUAGUUAAAUAUAAUAGUCUUAAAUCAAAACUAAAGAGUUUUUUAUUACAGAAAGAAAAAAUCCAUUUAGAUUUUAUAAAAGAAUUUGCUUUACCCCUUUUUUUCCUACGCAAGCCUAUGAAAUUUGUUGGAAUAAACAGAAAGAUUGAUUACAUACAGUGUGAGAUUAAAAAAAAUAAACUUUUUCAUA
This is a messenger RNA of Calypte anna (Anna's hummingbird), 2376 nucleotides long. It is a transcript of the gene DDX18, whose product is annotated as DEAD-box helicase 18. Gene Ontology annotation, molecular function: RNA helicase activity; ATP binding; nucleic acid binding. The coding region runs from base 61 to 1989 and encodes 642 amino acids. Gene Ontology annotation, cellular component: nucleolus. The transcript has 14 exons. Gene Ontology annotation, biological process: maturation of LSU-rRNA from tricistronic rRNA transcript (SSU-rRNA, 5.8S rRNA, LSU-rRNA). The record is from RefSeq and is a predicted model, not a curated record. Lineage: Eukaryota; Metazoa; Chordata; Aves; Apodiformes; Trochilidae.